GGGGCUCGCUGUCGGUUGGCCCGGGCGCGGGGGGCGGGGUGUCCCGGGGCUCGCUCUCGGUUGGCCCGUGCAGACCUCGCUGCUGGGACUCGCCCUCCUGCACAGCUCGCCGCAGUGACCUGCCCUGGGCAGGCAGUGCCAUGGAGCCCGAGACCCGCAGCAUCCAGAUUGAGUUCCCGCACUAUGCUGCGGUGCUGCUGGAGUCGCUCAACAAGCACCGCUUGGAGGGCAAGUUCUGUGACAUCUCCAUCCACGUGCAGGGCCGGGUCUUCCAGGCUCACAAGAGCGUGCUGGCAGCCUCCUCUCCCUACUUCCAUGACAAGCUGCUCCUCAAUGACACCAACUGCAUUGUGCUGCCCACUGUCAUUGAGCCAGAGGCCUUUGAGAAUUUGCUACAGCUCAUCUACUCUGGCCGCCUCAAGCUGCUGAUGGAGGCACUGCCCAGUCACCUGCUGGUGGCCAGCGGGCUGCAGAUGUGGCAGGUGGUGGACCAGUGCUCUGAGAUCCUUAAAGAGCUGGAGGGAGGCCCCUGCCGGCCCUGGUCCAGCCGGGCAAGCGAGAGCCAGUCCCCCAGUAGCAGCAACUAUUUUGCUGUGAAGGAUGAUGGGGAGCCAGGGGGCAGCAGCUCAGAGGGGCCUGGGCAUGGUGGGGUGUCAUCAGGCCGGCCAGCACCAGGCUGCCCUGACAAUGAGGUGAUGAAGAUCCGGGUGUCACAGGAGGAAGAGGAGGAGGAGGAGGAGGAGGAGGAGGAACAUCAGGCCCAGAUCUGCAGCGGCUCAAUGGACAAGGCCGUGAAGAUUGUACUGGAGGAAGAUGAAGAGGGUGGUGGCAGAGGAGGCUCCAAGGGGCCGUCUUCAGGGGAGCUGGACAGCGCCUUCCAUGGACCCCGUGACCACCCCAAGAUCUUCUACAUCAAGCAGGAGCGCUUUGACCCUGACGAGGCAACAGUGGCAGGACUGGGAGGUGGUGUGAGUGCUGCAGGUGAAGCCAGCUUUCUGAAGUCGCUGGCACAGGGGCGGGCAUUGGGCAUGGCUGAGGUUCAGGGCCUGUGCCAGGCAGAGUUCCAGCCAAGCAGUGAAGUCAGCUACAUAAUCCCUGCUGCGGGCACUGGUGCCACCUCCUCCUCUUCCUCCAUUGCUGCCCCUGGCUUCACCAUUAAGGCCCAGCCCCUCUCCUCCGAUGAGGCCAGCUUCCCCCAGAGCUCCUGGAAGCCAGUGGACCUACAUGGCAAUGAGAUCAUUGCCCAUGCGGUGCAUGGCCAGGUGGUGCAUGCACCUGUUAAAAUUGUGACGGCACCUGAUGGAAAGAAGUUUGGCUGCCUAUGUGGCAAGCGCUUUGCCGUCAAGCCCAAGCGUGACCGGCACAUCAUGUUGACCUUCAGCUUGCGCCCGUUCGGCUGCUCCGUCUGCAACAAGAAAUUCAAGCUGAAACACCACCUGACGGAGCAUAUGAAGACCCAUGAUGGGAACCUGUAUUCAUGCGAGGACUGUGGGCGCAAGUUCCGUGUGCAGAACUGCUUCCUCAAGCACAAGGAGCUGUGCAAGGGCCAGGGCUGGGCCACUGCUUGCUGGACCUACAAAUAAAACCCGGGGCGGGACUGAGUGGAGGACUCCUGCCAGCCUUCUCUAGGCCUGAUCCAGCCCCUGAGCUUUGUUGCUCUGUAUCCUUGCAGCUCUGCCCUCCUGAGCUUGGUAACCUGCUCUAGGGCCCCGGGGACACCAAAACAUGAAGGGACACAAAUGGGAGCUGGGCAGGCCAGGGGAUUUGGCCCCAGCAUGGUGGCUCCCCAUGCUGCUCCAUGGCUUAGUGUUUCCGACAUACAGAACUUGCCAUGGGUCAAAGGGGGGAGAUAGAGAAAGCGAGAGAGCCCCAGGCUAAUGUAGGAGCUCAGGGCAGGAGGGUGGAGCAAGAGGCUGAUGGGAACCUCAAGGCAGGGGAUUAACAGCCACAUUACAUCCCUGUUCCCAAUCUGGCCCUGCCCUCCUCUGAAAGGAUACUGCUCUGUUGUGAGUGAACUCAACUGCUGGAUCCCACUUACUCUCUGCCCAGACGCAGCUGAGUGAAGUUGUGUCACUGUUCCUGGCUCUGGGUUUAUAAGGCAUACUCCCAGGUGUGGAUUCCAUGGCUGCCACCUUUCCUUGGGACUUGGGAAUCUGUAGCCUAGCCACCAAAACCAGCAUCUCAGCCUUCCCCAGCCCUCAAGUGUUGGUACACAUUCCCUCAGAAUCUGCCUUGCUGUGGGCACUCAGGGCUGAUGACUAACCCCUUAGGGACAAUAAGGUAGGUAAGCAAAGAACACAGGCUCAGCAAAGUGAUUUCUUAACCAUAGAUACUUUAGUCUUAAAGCAGCGGAGUGUUACAGAUCUGUGAAAACCACAGUCCUGAGCUGCCCUCAAGUCUGAUCUCACUCCUUCUGCGAGACUGAGUUCUGGUCAGUGUUCCAGACAAGGCCAAGUCCCUCCUGCCUUCUUUCCAUCAAGCCUGGUCUUGUGGAGUAUGGCAGUGGACAGCCUGCCCUUCUCCGGGAGCACUCCCCUUAAACCUAGUCUUUGACACUUUUGGACCAUGAGCCCAGUCUAGGAUAUUCCAACCCCAUGCCCUGUGAGACCCAGGGAAGAAAAACAUUGUCUCCUGAACCAGGCCAAUCUUUGAAUCAUCCAAAGUUGAUGGGCUUUGAUGGUCCAGUCGUUGAUAGUCCUUUCCCUGGCAGGGCACUGUCUGGAAUAGACUGGCUUUGUCGAAGUCAGGCUGGCUUUUCAACACAGUGCACAAAAUGAGAGAGAGGCGCAUAAACAGAAAUCAAAGCCAAAUGCCGUUCACCAUUUGGUACAGACAUAACUCUUUUCUGUUGCUGCCACGGCUAGGUCAGUAACCUGGAGGCUACCAACCCCAGCACUGUGGCAGGCAUGGGCAGGAUGGGGAAAGCUCAGUGUGGGAGCCAUGGCGAUAGAACCGUAGUGGGUUUUGCCCAGGUUUCCUGGUCCUGCAGGGAGGCUUUUGGCUGUAUUGCUCCCACUGUCACCCCACCCUCCUUCCAACCAGGCCCAGUGUGAGCUCCCCCUCCUGCCAGAGCAGCUCAGCCACUCCAUUCCCAACCCCUUCAUUGUGCUGUGUGCCACAUCCCAGGCCUGGGGACUCAGAUUCCCCUGUGAGCCCCAGCACGGGACUAGGGUGGGUUGGGGACAGGGGUAGAGACUGGUGUAAAUGUGCUGUACGCUAGAGAGUGUGGGUCUUUGCACACCCUUCUAAUGACUGGUGCACAAAGCAGGUGGCAGAGUGACAUGUUCAGAGCAAGCGGUAGAGGUCAGUUUUGUGGAGCUGAAGUCCCUGGGUCGCUUCGACCAUGACCCAUGUGGGGUUGGGGUUGUCAGCCCCUCUGCAAUCCCCUUACCCUGCUUGAUUUCUCCCCCUAUCUUCUGGCUUUAGCAGCCACACCCAUUCUUGUCCCUGGCUUCCUGCUAUGGGUGUGUUUCUUAUUGACCUUGUUUUAUUUGCCCUCUUCUUCCUACCAGUUCCUUGCUGUGGUUCAUGCCCUUUCCCACUGGCAUCACUGGCCCGGGUGAGAAUCUGUUUCCUUGAAUAACACCUUGAGCCUUCUCACUCACCCAAAGAGGAAAAGCCACUCCCUUGUUUUUAACUGUAUGCACCACCCUGGGUCCCCCUGCAUGGGCUGUGCACACACACCUCUCCCCGCCAGCCUCUGCUCUUGGUUAAGAACAUAAGAAUGGCCAUGCUGGGUCAGACCAGUGGUCCAUCUAACCUCAUAUCCUGUCUUCUAACAAAAAGAAAAGGAGUACUUGUGGCACCUUAGAGACUAACCAAUUUAUUUGAGCAUGAGCUUUCGUGAGCUACAGCUCACUCUAACAGUGGCCAGUGCCAGAUGCUUCAGAAGGAAUGCAUAUGACAGGGCAAUUUAUCGAGGGGCUAUCCCGUGUCAUCCAGUCCCAGCUUCUGGCAGUCAGAGGUUUAGGGACACCCAGAGCAUGGGGUUACAUUCCUGAUUAUCUUGGCCAAUAGCCAUUGAUGGACCUGUCCUCCAGGAACGUAUCUAGUUCUUUUUUCAACCCAGUUAUACUUUUGGCCUUCACAACAUACCCUGGCAAUGAGUUCCACAGGUUGUCUGUGUGUUGUGUGAAGAAAUACUUCCUUUUGUUUGUUUUUAAACCGGUUGCCUAUUUAAUUUCAUUGGGUGACCCUGGUUCUUGUGUUAUGGGAAUGAGUAAAUAACAUUUCCUUAUUCACUUUCUCCACACCCUUCAUGAUUUUAUAGACCUCUGUCAUCUCCCCCCUUAGUCGUCUCUUUUCUAAGCUGAACAAUCCCAGUCUUUUAACUCUCUCUUCAUAUGGAAGCUGAUCCAUACCCCUGAUUUUUUUUUUUUUUAGUCCUUUUCUAUACUUUUUGCAAUUCUAGUAUCUUUUUUGAGAAAGGGGACCCAAACUGCACACAGUAUUCAAGGUGUGGCCAUACUUUGGAUUUAUUUAGUGGCAUUAUGACAUUUUCUGUCUUCUUAUCUAUCCCUUUACUAAUGGUUCCUAACAUUCUGUAGCCUCUGUGUUGGGUUCAAGGAUCUUAAUUCCUUCCCUGUUGACUAGCUCAGAAACAGUCUGUGUGGAUGCAAAUCAGGUUAGCUUGUUCCAGAGCAGGGUGCUGCUCUAGCAGGGGGUCCAUACACACCAAGCUUUUCUGACCCAAGUAGCUUCAGUUUUCUGCAUGUUUUCUUUUGUCCCUGCCAGAGGGGAGACAGCUAAAUCUGGCCAUCUCAGCAAAGUAAUGGCUGGGGCGGGGAUAGGGUUGUAACUACUAGUGUCUCAAGGUUGCCAGUGCCAAGGCCUAUGGUGAAGGGAACCAAAUAGGGGGAUUCAAAUGGAGAGAGCUGAGAGUCACUGGCCCAGGAGCUCUGAAACAAUCCCCACACAGUGAGGGACUGGCAGGAUUCCUUCCCUGAGGGGAGGGCUGGGUGAGGAUCAAUCUUGCCUUGGGCUGUGGGACACAGAGGCCCAAGGAUGGUUCAGAAACACUAGCAUGGAGGGAAACAGACAGGGAGAGUUCUGUGAAGAGGGAGGGUUGAGGAGAGGGGUGUGAACCAAUUAGUGCAACGGUUCUUGUGUGUAGCACUUGUACAAACCCAAAUCUCUAUAUUGUAUAAAAUUUUGCUAUGGAAUCUAA
Messenger RNA from Chelonia mydas (Green sea turtle), 5167 nucleotides. RefSeq names its product zinc finger and BTB domain containing 9 (gene ZBTB9). Gene Ontology annotation, molecular function: RNA polymerase II cis-regulatory region sequence-specific DNA binding; protein binding; DNA-binding transcription factor activity, RNA polymerase II-specific. The record is from RefSeq and is a predicted model, not a curated record. Bases 141 to 1583 code for a protein of 480 amino acids. Lineage: Eukaryota; Metazoa; Chordata; Testudines; Cheloniidae. The transcript has 2 exons. Gene Ontology annotation, biological process: regulation of transcription by RNA polymerase II.